Messenger RNA from Durusdinium trenchii, 857 nucleotides. Lineage: Eukaryota; Dinophyceae; Suessiales; Symbiodiniaceae. The record is from the annotation of a GenBank genome assembly.
AGUUCAAGCUUCUACAAAGUAGGUCCGGCAGGUGCGCGGCAUCUCGCCGUGUUCCACAGGGCUGUAGGCGAGAUGAUGGUCACGGGGGGCCUCGGUGGCCUUGGCCUCAUCGCCUCCUUCCACUGUGCCGCGGAGUUUGACAACCCCAUCAUCACCACCUCCAGAAGUGGCAGAUUAGGCAGUGGUGGGGCCUCUGCGAUGAACAUGUUCGAAGCCUUGAAAGAGAUGGUGCCGGUCUACAACGUCAGGCUCAAUGUAGCAAAUGCUCAAGACACGUCAGAUGUAUUCGCUUGGGUCAGCAGACCUGGUAUGCCUCCUGAGGAUAGCAAGAUCCUCAUUGAUGAAGUUGUGUAUCAGGUGAAGUACAAGAUCCAUUCACUGCCCGACGAGGCGCUACGAAGAAUCCAAGAGUUUUUGCUGGAAGUGAAGGAUAAGCUGCAGCAAAUCAUGAUGGACAUGCGUUCAGAGACGAAGACAGAUCAGGCAACCAUGGCGGACCUUGCUGACAAGGAUGCUGCGGUCACCAAUGCCAUCGCUUUGAUCCAAUCAAAGGUGGGUGCGGUGCCGCGCACCUGCCGACUGCUGGGUGGCCUGCAGACGGUGGGCUACACGGUGCCUGACGGGGGCUCGAUGCCUAUUCUGCCGGCAGAGCCGAGCGACAGCCAGCCUGCUGCUCCUAGCAGUGGCAGUGCGAGAGUCCAUGUCUCGGAGCUCAUGGCGAUGGAGAAAUUCAGCACACUGCCGAAACCCAUUGGGCCAACCACCAGUGCACUCUUUUAGGGUCGCAGCCGGGCGCGGUCGCCGGACCCUCGCCGCCCCGGAGGAGGCUAACCGGGGGAUGGAUUUGGGGUUCCAAC